Messenger RNA from Dacryopinax primogenitus, 228 nucleotides. RefSeq lists its product as uncharacterized. NCBI's taxonomy places the organism in Eukaryota, Fungi, Basidiomycota, Dacrymycetes, Dacrymycetales, Dacrymycetaceae. Bases 1 to 228 code for a protein of 75 amino acids. The transcript has 3 exons. The record is from RefSeq and is a predicted model, not a curated record.
AUGUCUUCCGAGUCGGACAAGAAAGAAUUCCACAUUCUCCCCCAUCCUGCUAAGGACAACAACCCCGAACAACCGGGAGAGGGUUUGAACUGGGGCAAGUUCUCCGGCCCUGCUGGGGCGUUCCAUGCUCAUGGACCAGAGAUUCCUACCCAAGAGCAGAUUCAGAAUCUCGAACAGCCGCUGAGCAAGGAGGAACUAAAGAAGCGCGCUGAGGAGCUGAACAAAUAG